This is a messenger RNA of Aureobasidium musti, 1710 nucleotides long. Lineage: Eukaryota; Fungi; Ascomycota; Dothideomycetes; Dothideales; Saccotheciaceae. The record is from the annotation of a GenBank genome assembly.
AUGGUAGUCUCAAUUUCGACGCUACUGUGUGCAGUCCAAACCAGCACGGCGCAACAAUACCUUGCAGUCAACUGGAGUUCAAAGUCUUAUGGACCGGAUGGGCCGUGGAACGCAAUAACCAUCAAAGUGGGUGGCAGCCAAAAUAGCAGUAACAUUGCCUCGGAACAAGUCUCGGUAGACCUUCUAGUUGGCAGCUAUUAUGCCUCGUACAUACCUUCGAGCUCAGCUUGCCGACCCUAUGGUCCACAGUGCGGUACCGGAGGAGAAUGGGACCCAGACACAUCUGUACCGAGUUCAUCGCCUCCAAAUAUCUGGGAUGCCCCAUCUGCUGUAAAUAUCACAGGCACUGUAUAUCCUGCGGCAGUCACCCUUGGCUCUGCAGAUAAACAGAAGACGGUCUACGAUAUUGACCUUGCCACUAUUGACACCUUUUCCGUCGAGUACCCGAACCAAAAGACUGCAGCUCCGGAACUUGGCUUNUUUGCACUGAACAGUGGCAACGAUGAAGAUACUCAGGCUCUGAACUACAACAAAGACGGUGUAGAUCCCUGGAUCGUCGCUGGCGCGUUGUAUAACCAAUCCAUCAUACCAUCCUAUUCAUACGGCUUGCACGUUGGCUCCGCGGCGCUGAACUAUAGUGGUUCACUCAUUCUGGGUGGUUACGACAAGGGAAGAGCCAUUGGGCCAUAUACGAGCUACGCUGGUUAUUCCGCUACCCUGCUAGACAUAACAAUCAAUGUCGAAACAGGCUCGAGUCCUUUUUCUUUUAGCAACGCUUCAGGCCUUCUCAUGAACACUCUUGGACAGCCAGACUCCUUGAUCGUCAAGGUGGAUCCCAUGCCUCCAGGCUUGCAUCUUCCUGCCCAAACCUGCUCAGCCCUGGCAGAGAAGCUUCCCAUCUAUUUUGAUCCAACCACCCAGUAUUGCCUCUGGAACAUAUCUGACCCAUCUUACGAGACAAUCAUCAAUUCCCCAGCAUACCUAGGAUUUCACUUCACUCCAGCUCCUGGUGACGAGGCCAACGUUACAAUCAAGGUCCCUUUCAAACUUCUGAACCUCACGCUUACAUCCCCUGUGGUAUCCUCAGUUGUGCAAUACUUCCCGUGCAUGCCCUUCGAUAUGCCGCGUGGGGAUCAGUGGCGUCUCGGCCGCGCUUUCCUUCAAGGCGCUUUCCUAGGCUACAAUACUCAAACAAACACAAUGUGGCUCGCGCAGGCACCUGGCCCUGGAGCUUCCAACCAAGGACUCGGUUUUGAACCUCAGAACAUGAGUGGUGGCGCUACAACACUUGACAUAACUAACGAUCAGACCUUGUUCGCACAGUCUUGGGCUAAUCAUUGGACACCGCUGAAUGACUCCAAGCCAUCCAAUUCCAAUUCCAGCUCUAAUUCCACAUCUCCAACGACGGCGCCUAACAGCGUUAACAAACACCAUACUGAUCUUUCAGGUGGAGCGAUAGCAGGAAUCGUAGUAGGCGUCAUUGCCGGGGUUGCCCUCGUCGUCGCUAUCAUCAUCUACCUUCUGAGACGACAGAGAAAACAACCCUUCCAACCCGUUUCACAGGAGUCUUCGGAGGCUUCGUCUAAUAUGCAGCACAAAGAAGGACACGCAGAGCUUCCAUACGACCACCAGGUUCAGGAAUUGCCGCCACAUGCGAUAAGCAAGGAACUGCCUGUGCCUGAACAGACUCAUGAACUCGAUUCGACUUGA